ACGCACCCAGCGCUCGCACAAAUGAUGUAAUAAAACAUUUGCUGGAAAUUGCAAAUAGUAGGCCUGGCACCAAUGUGGCAAAGGCAAUUCUUGCCUACCAUGAGUCUGCCAGUCUGGCAACGCUUCUACUGGUCCUGGAAGAGGUGUCGAAAAAUACAGAUUUCUCAACAGAUUUGCGUUUGUCGCUAUCCUAUUAUAUGGAUGAGUUCUUAAGGCAAGUCUCCGGGUCGAAUGUACCUCGCCGUUCGGUCAUUGCUGCCGCCGGAAAUGUUCUUCAAUACUGCAGCAAGGUCUAUGGCGACAGAGUGGAGUACAUGUACCAGGUGGUGGAGCAUCAAAUUGAGGCUCUGCUUAUAGCAGAUCCCAAGAAGGAUGAGAACAGUAAUAAUAAUAAAGAUGCUGGCAAACCGGAAGAGCCGCGGAAGCGUCGCGUUAAGAAGCUUACGCAAAAGGAAUUUGAUCCAUUUUCAUACAGGAUGGAACCGAAAAAAUUCAAAAUAAUGUCAGAGGAGAAGCGUUUUAGUCGCGUUGGCUUUGAGACAAAUAGAAAUAGAAACCGUACAAUCGAGCAUAUGUAUCAGGACCACACUCCGUUGCAUAUGUGGAAAUACGCUUCUAUUAUGGAUCCAGCCAACCCCUACGAAAAGGAUGAGAAGAAGAACUACAAAGUAUUCACGUACCACCCGGAGCCCAGAUACAAUACGCUUCUGCCGGAUAUUCAGUUCGACCGUCUAAAUCUUAUCAAGGAGUAUGUGAACAGGAAUCAAGUGAAUGUGUCUGACACUCUAAACAGGAACAUGAGUAAUAAGGAAUACUUAGAUGAGUACAUAGCGUUGGAGAAUCAAAUGCUAGCUUCUCGCUAUGGGGAGAAGUCACUGUUGAAACGCACGUUGAUUGCCGAUGAAGAGGCGAAGACACAAACUCCAAAGCGUAUGAGGCUAGAAGAGGAUGUUGUCAAUAGUGAGGAUAUGAGUGGAGUGCAGCCGGAGUUAACGCUUGACGGCUCGUUUAAAACGACGUUCGUGGAUACAAUGGAGAAUCACCUUGAAGAAUCCUUGCUGGCGGUGAAUGAUGCCAGCUGCAUGGACAGCACGCGGUUGGAUCAGCAGACGCAACAGCAGUCACACACUGAGGAUAAACAGUUGCAAUUAGAGCUCAGCUCAGCUAGAAAAGGCGACGAGAACAAUGAGCAGUUGCUGCAAAUCGAUUCCGGCAUUGGGAUGGAUGACAUAUGCGAUACUCUGCCAGCAGCUCAAUCUUUUGAUGACGAGGGUGUUGUUCUUACAGAUUUAUUAGAGGAACAGCGUCUCCAAUCACUGUCGCCCAAGGUAAUGGUGCACGACAUAUUGCCCGGCGUGCCAGAUAAAGCCAAUCUUAGCGUUCGCGUCGAUGCCGAAAUGCUGGCACUCAGUGGCAUCAAUGAAACGAUCGAGGAGGAGGUUGUCCAGGCGCAACGCGAUGUGCACUUUGCAAUUAAGCGAAAUUUGUUCCUGCUGCCUGAAAAGAAGCUACGAAAAGAUUGCAUAUUUAAGUUGAGCAAAGAGUUUGAUAUAUUUAAAAAAGCGCGCAUCCCAGGUAAGCGACAGACAGAACCGAAAGCUGCCCCGGCGCCUAGGACUUUCCGCGCUUGCUCGCCCACACAUUCCGCGACGUCGCUAAGUAGUUUCCUAGACUUGCCUUUGGAUCAAAUGGAAUUCGAUGCAGACGAAAACUUUCGUGGCUUCAGGCGUCCUACUUACGAUUCAGGCAUUGACCAGGAGGAGGCUAGAAUGUCAAACUCGCCUGCGGACGAUGGCAUUAUCGUUGAUGUGGACACUGAUGGGUUCCCCGAUUUAAAUGCUAUAGAAGCAGCAUCGGAUCCAGCUGAAAUUCAACCAGCGAGAUGCUUAGAGCAAACAGAGAAGGACAUGACUUUACCGGAAAUGCUAUUGGAAGCCACAGAAUUAAAUCAAACACAGCCAAUUGCUGACGAUACAAUCGCCCAGAAUAUCAAAAAAGAGAAUACAAUUUCUUUGUAUGCCCCAGCUGGAAACAUAACUGAGUUGUCGAAUGUGGAAGUAGUCAAUGAGUUGGAUCAAGAUUGGGAUGCAGAGUCUAGCAAUUCCAGCUUCCAAGAAAACUGCAAUAGCAUAGAUGCUGAGACUGACGCCAAGAUAAUUGACUGGCAUCGUAGGCUUGCGCCCACAUUGGAAGCAGCACACGCCCGUCAAAAUUUUAGUAUACGGGAUUUAAACGAUGAGAUAAUAGCGAAGUGUCAGGAAAAAGGUGGAGUGGCCACUUUGGCAGACGUGCUGGAGGACAGGGAUCCAACCAAACUAUGUUGCUAUAUGCUGUCCUCAUUGCUGCUGACGAAUCAGCGCAACGUCGAUCUACAAAUAGAUAAGCGCGAUAAAAGCAAGCCCAUUGAGAUGAAACAGUUCAAAAUGAAUUUAAUUAGCACGGAGAGGAAACAAGUGAACCCGGAGGAUGAUAUUGGCAAUAUGAACAAUGCCUGCCACCGAGGGAACCAGGUAGCGGGCACAUCACAAAAAACGAAAACAUCGCUUCAACAACAACAGCACAAUCUUAAAACAGUUAAUGUAAACACCGUGCGGCUUAUAAAACCGGUUCCCAAGGCAAAUGGACGUCCGGAGGAUGCCGACUCGGGGUUGGCAUCUUCGGUGUCUAGCUGGUCCCUUGAUGCAUAACAGACGAUGUAUACUAACUAUUCGUGUGUGUCUUUAGUUUCUGUUUGAUAGACUUAAUCUCGAUAAAGAAUUUUGUAAAUAGAUGGGUAUAGAUGUGAAUAGAAGGGUAUAUAAGUGUAUAGAAUUUGAUGUCCGCCCCCGUAGGCAUUCCUAAAGUAAACGUUUUAUUUAUGUAUCACGAAUAU
This is a messenger RNA of Drosophila navojoa, 2872 nucleotides long. RefSeq names its product Chromosome associated protein H2 (gene Cap-H2). Gene Ontology annotation, cellular component: condensin complex; nucleus. NCBI's taxonomy places the organism in Eukaryota, Metazoa, Arthropoda, Insecta, Diptera, Drosophilidae. Gene Ontology annotation, biological process: mitotic sister chromatid separation; meiotic chromosome condensation. The record is from RefSeq and is a predicted model, not a curated record. Gene Ontology annotation, molecular function: chromatin binding.